Molecule: messenger RNA, 3663 nt
Organism: Ahaetulla prasina
Lineage: Eukaryota; Metazoa; Chordata; Lepidosauria; Squamata; Colubridae
Gene: CCNJL
Product: cyclin J like
Exons: 6
Coding region: 363-1568 (401 amino acids)
Biological process (GO): mitotic cell cycle phase transition; regulation of cyclin-dependent protein serine/threonine kinase activity
Cellular component (GO): cyclin-dependent protein kinase holoenzyme complex; nucleus; cytoplasm
Molecular function (GO): cyclin-dependent protein serine/threonine kinase regulator activity
Source: RefSeq, a predicted model, not a curated record
GGUAGGUGUGCGCGUGCGUAAUAUAGAAAGCCGGUGUGUAUGUAACCUCUCCAGUGAAUUAGGUCGUUUCUUCAAGUCGAAGGCGAGAUUUGGGGCGCGAGGUGGACUGGGGGCGGGGAGACAUCCUCCUUUCCCUCCGCCUUGCACCCCUGGGACAUGCAACCAAUUGCUGACCUUUCCUGCUGGGAUUAGCACGGGAGGGGGGCGGACAGGGGUGCAGUUUGAUUCUCCCUUCCCUUUCUCGGGGCUGCAGGAUUUUUCCUUGCAAAAAGUCGUCGUCGGAUUCAGGAAAAGGACAAAGGCUGUCGCUUUGCGGGCGAUCGGCAAAGGGGCGGCCUGUUUUACUAAACUCUUUUCCUUGGAUGAAAAGUCCAAGGAUGGAACAGCCAUGGUGGAAAGGAGACCUUGCAGCUGACGUUCAUCAGACACUAAGACUGAAGGAGCUGAAACUGCCAGUCUACAAGGCCCAUUCUCCACAAAUCGAAAGACGAUGCUAUUUUGCUCACCUUCUUACUGUCCUCAGCAGCCAUUGCCAACUUUGUCCCACAGCUCGGCACCUUGCUGUCUACUUGCUGGACAUUUUUAUGGAUCGCUAUGAUGUUACUGUGAAGCAGUUAUAUGUGGUUUCAAUUGCAUGUCUUCUCCUUGCAAGCAAAUUUGAAGAGAAGGAGGAUAAGGUGCCCAAGCUAGAACUUCUGAACAACUUUGCUUAUAUGUGCAGCCUUAAUCUAACGCUUACGAAAAAAGAUCUACUGAAGAUGGAACUCUUGCUCCUGGAGAGCUUCAGUUGGAAUCUCUGUCUGCCAACCCCAGCACACUACAUUGAUUAUUACCUCUUCGCUUCUGUCAGUGAGGGCGACCUCCACAAAGGCUGGCCCAUCACCUCUGUCACCAAGUUCAGAGCCAUCAUGGAGAAAUACUCUCACUUGUUCCUAGAAGCUUCACUGCAAGAUCAUGUUUUUCUCUCUUUUCGGCCUUCUCUGGUUGCUGCUGCUUGUGUGGGUGCCUCCCGCGUCUACCUUGAGAUCUCUCCCCUGUGGACCACACAGCUACAACUGCUGACAUGUUAUUCCUGGGAACAUCUUGUUCCUUGCAUUGAACUCAUGCUUGGCAAAGUUCACAGUAAGGACCCCAGAGAAGACACACAGGAAAAGGAUUCCCUAACCCUGUUGUUGCAGCAGCAGCAGCAAAUUAUGGAAAGCCUAAACCUAAGCCUAAACCAGACGCCAACUCAGGUUCUCUUCCAACAGCCACAGUACCACCCCCUGCCCCAGCCCUCAGCUGUUCUGUCGCAGUUCUGUUCUCCGAUACAGGAUCUGUGCUCCGCUUAUCGGGACUCCCUGCAAGCUCCUCGAUCCAGUGGCCUCAGUUCAGGGAAUAGUACGCUGAGUACUUAUUCUGCCCUGCAGGAAAAUUUCCAACCUGUUUUGCAGACUAUGUCUCUCCAAGGGCCAAUCACGAUGCAGGUAGCCAUUUCGACAGAAUCCAGGCAUUGCCUCUCAUUGGUCUACGGCAGCAGCUACUUCAGCAGGCAUCACUCGUACACAGCAGGCUGUUUCGAUGGCUGAGCACCUAUGGAAAAAGGCAGCCAGAGAGAGGCAGGAUGUUUUGCCAGAAAAACACAGGGUUGGAGCACACAAACCAGAUUAACCAUGUCACUAUCUGCAGGAUCUCUAUGAAGAAAUGGCUGGACAAAAAGCAGAUCCAAUUCACCCACUCCAUUUUGAUUUCUCAGUGCGUGUGCCUUUGUAAGGAGGCAAGACUUUAAGAGAAAAAUGCCAAAAAUAUACCUCACCAUUUCCAGAUUUGCCAGGCUUCAUUUUGAGGGAGGAAGACCUGGAAAAGCUGCUUCUAUAAGACAAACUUUUUGCUGUAAGGUAACUUCCCUGUGGCACAUGUGUAUAGUGGCUUCCCUGAUGUGGUUUGCCAGCUGGAUGAUUGUAGUUUUUAGCCCAGGAACCUUCUAUUGGUGAUAAAAAGGCCAGUGUUUGUUGCACUCACUUUGAUAUCCCUCUCUCCCUUUCUCUCUCUCUCCCUCCCUCCCUCCCUCUCUCUCUCCCUCUCUCUCUCUCCCUCCCUCCUUCCCUCUCUCUCUCUCUCUGUGAAUACUUUAUGGAGAAACUUCCUUGUUGCUUAUUGGAAGAUUCGCACAGCAAUAUAUUAAACAUGAAAAUAGGGAGAGAAAUACUUGGAACUUUUUGAAUACAUUUAAUAGGUUAAGCACCAUUUGAGUUUCAUAUGUAUAGUAUUUUUAAUUGCCUUUUUAAAGUACCUUUAGAUAUUUGAGAUGCUGCUGCCUUAUGUCACAAACAGUCCUUUGUUGAGAACUAUGGUUUACAAGUUAUAUCAGGGAUUAAUGUUUACUUGAAGCAGUCCACUGUACAGAAAAAUAGUUAAAUCCCUUAUUUUUUAAGGGAACUGCUACCUUUCAUUAUAGGAUGUUAGGAAUUUGCAAUAUGACUUAGAAAAGUAGACAAAAAUAUACAUAGAAGGACUCUUAAAAGAGGAAAGAACGCUUAAAGGUUCAAGAAUAAGGAAUGUAAGGUUAAUAGAAGGUGAUUAAACAACUGAAAACUUGCAUUCCUAAAAAGAUACUAACUGGAAUAAUACUAUAAAUGACUAUUGAGAUAGGUUGCCAUGCAAGCUAUUUUCAAGGCAAUAUGUAAAUCAACAUGACAAAGUAAAUAACAAUUCACUUUGAAUAUUAGCAUUUAAAGCAAGGAAUGAACCACAAUGAUAAAGAAAGCUAAUCUCUUUCUGCAAAUGCUUUUCUAGCACCUUGACUUGGUUCUUUCUAGCUGGACUUCAGAAUUAGGAAGUACUUGUAAGUUUGGAAAAGAGGGGAGGGGUUAACAUUAGCAGAAAAUAAUUGAUGGAAAUGGGUGGGCUACAGUACCAUGCCCCCACCACUGAUUCUCUUCUAAAAAUUUAGAUUUCACAAUACUUUGCCAGGUUUUGCCUUUCCGCAGUGCGCCAAUAUUUCUAUAUAAAUGUACUUUAGGAUCAUGGCCUUAAACAAUUUUGUGUGAUUAAGUUUUGUACUAGACUUGUGCUUCAAUUUCAAAAUAUGUUGAAGGCGUCUACUACUGUGUGAAGUUGCCACUUGAUGUGGAGCUAUUGUCACUGAAUGACAGUAUUUUUAUGGAAUGUUUCUCAGGAUUGCAAUAACACUAUGUGCAAUAUGCUUUUAUUUUAUUGAAUAUCUAGAGUUUGUGUUGUUAAGAAUGCAGUGGUAAAAUGUUAUUUGUUCAUUUUGCUUUAAGUUAUAAUUUUCAGAGAGAAAGUGAAGAAUUUUUAACUGAAGAAGAGAGUGCUGCUUUUAAUGUAGGGGAAGAAUGUUUCCUUUUUAUUGCAAAGUCUGGUGAUGAGUUCUGCUAAAGUCUAUUGCAGACUGGGCUUGUCCCGCUUUUUGAUGACAACAUAUGUAGCAAGACAAAGUCGGAAAUGUUUUUGUAUGGAUUUUCUUUCCUUGUUAGAAACAUCUUUGUCAAAAAUAGUAUCUGGGCUUGUACGUUACCUUUUAUGUAUUUAUAUACAACUUUUAAACUACAACAUUUAAGCAGACAGUAGUCACUUAAUUGUGUAAAAACCACUGGAGAAGUUCAAAGCUUAUAGAAUUUGGCCUGAUUAUUUCAUGACAUUCUGUAAAGAAGGUGUUUUGUG